Pundamilia nyererei is the source of this 3051-nucleotide messenger RNA. It is a transcript of the gene gna11b, whose product is annotated as guanine nucleotide binding protein (G protein), alpha 11b (Gq class). Gene Ontology annotation, molecular function: guanyl nucleotide binding; G-protein beta/gamma-subunit complex binding; G protein-coupled receptor binding. The transcript has 7 exons. The record is from RefSeq and is a predicted model, not a curated record. Gene Ontology annotation, cellular component: heterotrimeric G-protein complex; cytoplasm. Lineage: Eukaryota; Metazoa; Chordata; Actinopteri; Cichliformes; Cichlidae. Gene Ontology annotation, biological process: adenylate cyclase-modulating G protein-coupled receptor signaling pathway. Bases 1127 to 2206 code for a protein of 359 amino acids.
GAGCCCACCCAGAGACCCGCCUCGUUCAUUCAAUUGGUCUGCCACGAACCUGUUUGGUGAAAUCCGCCGUUUGUCAGUCAACACUACUGUAUCCUCCUCCUCGCUUGGCAUCAUCCUGUUGUGUGCCCACCUAGUUCCAGCGACGAACGACCCGAAAGCUUUCUGCUUGAAGUGAAUAUAUUUCUAGCAAAAGCCGCCGGCUCGGCACGCGUUUUUCAGAUUUGUUUUCGGUCGUUGUCGUAGCAUUUUAUUUUAUCGUCAAAAUGAGCCAAGAUGUAAUAGGCUGCUGUGUAGUUAUUGCUAGCUAGGCAGUCAAAUUCCUUCAACCAGCAGCCUGCUGCUUCAAUCACUGCGGGUUGACACAUUUUAGCCGAGGCGCUGUUUAGUGAGCUAGCGGGCUAGCAGGGCAGCCUCCGUAGUCGUUACGUCUAAUUUAGCCAGCGUUAGCUGAUGUAGUUACUCGGAAAAUAGGCGCAGUGCUGCGGUGUGGCUAGUGCAAUAUAGAUUACCACUCUAAUAUUAGCCUGCUGACAAGGGGUCUUUACUUUUACAGACUAAACGGGCUUAUCUAGCGUUGGGGAGAGUGCACAGAUAUCAGCUGUUACGGGUUCGGAUGUGGCGACUCUGCGGUCUUAAACCACUUUUAGCGGAUUGAGAAGAUUAAAUUAAAGAAGGUAGAAUUGGAUCUCCCAGUGACACACGAGGGGUUAAUGAUAUAAACGGGUAUUAAGUAGCUAAUCUGUGGCAGCUGGAGUCAUUUUAAUAUUAGCUGUAUUAAGAGGCGUGCAGGCUGAGAGCAUCUCGGGGAGGCCCCACCGUCUCCUGGCUCCCUCCUCCUUGUCCGAAUCUCCCGUGAUUUGCUGAGAUCGCCCGGUUGAAGUCGCAGUUGCUCUCGGCCGGGGGGACAACUUGACAGCGAGGCCCCUUGGCUAGUCUCCCCCCCCACCCCCUCCCCCAGUCCUAUCCAUCCACUCGUCCGGUCCGACACUACUACUACUACCACCACCACCACCACCACCUCCUCGCUAGAGACAGAAGCGAGGAAACCGGGGUUCGGGAGAAGCUGAAACCGUGGGCAAGUGUUCGUUAGGUCCCGCCUGAACCGGGCUGCCAAAAACCAGAGGGGAUGACUCUGGAGUCCAUGAUGGCUUGCUGCCUGAGCGAAGAGGCGAAGGAGUCGAAACGAAUUAAUGCAGAAAUUGACAAACAACUCCGCCGAGACAAGCGAGACUCCAGGAGAGAGCUGAAAUUACUGCUGCUCGGUACAGGAGAAAGUGGCAAGAGCACCUUCAUCAAGCAGAUGAGGAUCAUCCAUGGAGCUGGAUACUCUGAUGAAGAUAAAAGAGGCUUCAUUCGACUUGUUUAUCAAAACAUCUUCACCUCCAUGCAGUCCAUGAUCCGCGCCACUGAGAACCUCAAGAUCCCCUACAAAUAUGAAGACAACCGGGCUAAUGCUAUGCUUGUGAAGGAGGUGGACAUUGAGAAGAUCAAUAGUUUUGAGCAACCAUACAUCACAGCUAUUAAAACCCUGUGGGCUGAUCCAGGAAUCCAGGAGGCCUACGACCGUCGCAGAGAAUACCAGCUCUCUGACUCCACAAAAUAUUACCUUAGUGAUAUAGACCGUGUGACUGCGGAGGGUUAUGUUCCCACCCAGCAAGAUGUACUGAGGGUCCGUGUUCCCACCACGGGUAUAAUAGAGUACCCGUUUGACCUGGAGAACGUCAUCUUCAGGAUGGUAGAUGUAGGGGGCCAGAGGUCAGAGAGGAGGAAGUGGAUUCACUGCUUUGAGAAUGUCACUUCCAUUAUGUUUCUUGUGGCGCUGAGUGAGUAUGAUCAGGUCCUGGUGGAGUCAGACAAUGAGAACCGCAUGGAAGAGAGUAAGGCUCUGUUCAGGACUAUCAUUACCUACCCGUGGUUUCAAAACUCCUCUGUCAUCCUCUUCCUUAAUAAGAAAGACCUGCUAGAGGAGAAGAUCACCUACUCGCACUUGGUGGACUACUUUCCCGAGUUUGAUGGUCCCCAGAGAGAUGCACAGGCGGCGCGGGAGUUCAUCCUCAAGAUGUUUGUGGACUUAAACCCAGACAGCGACAAGAUCAUCUACUCUCACUUCACUUGUGCCACGGACACUGAGAACAUCCGCUUUGUGUUUGCAGCUGUCAAAGACACCAUCCUACAGCUCAAUCUCAAAGAGUACAACCUGGUGUGAGGGCUCAAAUGCGACGCACAUCUCCUCCCCCACUGCACAAAUGCACACCUCUUUGGGAAUGUGCCGUCAGCUCCACAUGCAUUACACAGCACAUCACUCCAGCUCACAUACACAAACACACACAGCCGCAGAUGUGCUCGCAUGCACGCACACAAUCCCUCCCCCAACAGAACCGUUUUUUUUGUUUGUUUUUUUUCUCCCCCUUUCUCCCAGUACAGUGAACCCACAGAUCCUCCCACCUGCAGACGUUGCCCCUCUUCUUUCACCAAAGCCUCUUCCUCCUCCUCUCGGCAGCUUGCUGUGUUAGUCUUCAGUCCUCCCAAAGCUGCUCUGUGUGUGUGGGUGUGGAUUUGGCCCCGGCUGCUGGCUCUGGCACACAAACCUUUCACACGAGCUAUACAGUGACUGGAGGGGAUUUUGGUGUGAGUGCGUGUGUGUGUUUGUGUAUUGGGGGCAUCAUUGAUUAGAGAGGAUCUGUGUUUCGGUGAAUAGCGGCAUCAUACCCCCUGGCCCUUCGGAGUUUACCUUCAGCGGUGCGAGAGCAGAUCCUCCGUCGUCUCCUUUCCACGCUCCUGCCAGUGUGGAAUUAACAGAGUUCCAUAUUUUCUGACACAAUCUGAGGACCUGAGAGAUACUUCAGAGCGACUCGGUGGGGGACGGGACUGAGGAUUCUGUCUCAAUCUUGCGUCUAUGAAUGUACCCACCAGUGUGAGCAUCGCAAUCACAAAAAAUAGAAAAAAAUAUAUAUUAUGAAGUAAAUGCAUAUGUAAACACUUAAAACAUGAAGGGGGGAGGGGGUCAGGGAGCAGGAGAUGGCUAAUCAAAAUCUGUUAAUUGCUGAGAUU